UUAUCCACAGCAAAAUGUUGGAAUCCGAUGUGAAACUCAUGAAAUUGAAAAAUCUAAAUUUAUUAUUGAAACAGCAAAUUAUCCAGCAAAUCGAAGAAACCGAAGAAAACGAAAAAUGCACCCAAUUAGCAAAAUCGAAUUCCGAUCAACACAAUAGCGUUUCCUACGAGAGCCAGCUCAGCGUGAAGGAAACCACAAUUCAGUAUUACAGAGAAGACGAAUCGUCGAAAUACGAGGAUCUUAAAGUGGUAUUAGCCAAUAUACAGAUAGAUGAAUCGACGGCCGCCUUGCAAGACCAAGUUUUAAUAGAAAGCUACGAAUUGAUUGAAAACUUAUUGGACCACUGUCUUCAGUACCUGGACUGCAUGAUACUCGAGAUCAAAUCCUCCUUGCGUUUCACGCAAGUUCUGAAUUCCUACGUAGUUCACGAAAACAAAAUAACGGGACCGAUAUCGAAUUCGUUGAAAAAGGUCUGCGAAACGGCCGAGCUCGAAUCGCUCGAAGACUUAAAAUCGAAAUUGUUCGUGUCCUUGAAUCGAUACGAGAACAUAAAGCAGCUCAAGCAGGAACACGAUCAAAGAAAGAACGACUACAAAUUGGCGUUGAAAAACUUCAAAAUCAUUUUGGAAGUGAUGAACAUUAAUCAGAAAUCUCUAAACAAGCUCCGACAUCAAUUCGAAGAUGUAUUAAUGAACUACAAACACGCUCGAGCUGUUUUGAACCAAGAACUACCGUUUGUACUGACGGAAAGGACGAAAGUCCUUUCGGAUUGUUUAAAAUUACUGGGACAUGAAUGUGAUGUUUGGGGUGGAAAUCGUCUCGACCUGUCACGUUUGCUAAUGGAAUUGGGUAACCUCAGUAUUGGUUAGACAUUUAUUAAUUCAUAAAAUAAUUUUAAGGUUUCUGUUAAU
This is a messenger RNA of Phyllotreta striolata, 911 nucleotides long. Lineage: Eukaryota; Metazoa; Arthropoda; Insecta; Coleoptera; Chrysomelidae. The record is from the annotation of a GenBank genome assembly.